Arachis stenosperma is the source of this 2346-nucleotide messenger RNA. RefSeq names its product serine/threonine-protein kinase Nek2-like. NCBI's taxonomy places the organism in Eukaryota, Viridiplantae, Streptophyta, Magnoliopsida, Fabales, Fabaceae. Bases 263 to 2131 code for a protein of 622 amino acids. Gene Ontology annotation, molecular function: protein kinase activity; ATP binding. The record is from RefSeq and is a predicted model, not a curated record. Gene Ontology annotation, biological process: protein phosphorylation. The transcript has 15 exons.
UUUCUUUAUCUGAAUUGAAUUUCUCUCUCUCUCUCUCUCUCUCUCUCUCUCUCUCUAAACCGCAAUGCCGAAAGAGCAUCGAAUUCUACCUCCGCUGCUGCUUCUUCUUCUUCUCCAGCAACAACGACGUCGUUUCGCCGCUCCGUUGAACAUCGCGUUCUCAGAUUUGUCUCUUCCCUCCGCCUUCUGAAUAUCUUCCAAUUUCUUCAACUUGUUCUUACUCUCACUCAGGAGAGUGAAAUUUCAAUUACUCGUUGAUGACAUGGAGCAGUACGAAGUACUUGAGCAAAUUGGAAAAGGUGCUUUUGGUUCUGCACUUCUUGUCAAGCAUAAGCAUGAGAAGAAAAAAUAUGUUCUGAAGAAGAUUCGCCUUGCCCGUCAGACUGAGCGUUCCCGCAGGUCUGCACACCAGGAGAUGGAGCUCAUUUCCAAAUUAAGAAAUCCAUUUAUAGUAGAGUACAAAGAUUCAUGGGUAGAAAAGGGUUGCUAUGUAUGCAUCAUUAUAGGUUAUUGUGAAGGUGGAGAUAUGGCAGAAGCUAUAAAGAAAGCUAACGGUGUCAUGUUUUCUGAGGAGAAACUUUGUAAGUGGCUUGUUCAACUUCUUAUGGCACUUGACUACUUGCACAUGAACCAUAUUCUUCAUCGUGAUGUCAAGUGUUCCAAUAUAUUCUUGACAAAAGAUCAUGAUAUACGUCUUGGUGAUUUUGGACUUGCCAAAAUGUUGACUUCGGAUGACCUUACUUCCUCUGUUGUGGGAACACCUAGCUACAUGUGCCCUGAGCUCCUUGCUGACAUACCCUAUGGUUCUAAAUCGGAUAUUUGGUCCUUGGGAUGCUGUAUAUAUGAAAUGGCCUCGCUUAAGCCUGCGUUCAAAGCAUUUGAUAUACAAGCACUAAUUAACAAGAUUAAUAAGUCCAUAGUGGCUCCACUACCAACAAAAUAUUCUGGUGCAUUUCGAGGUCUUGUUAAAAGCAUGCUGCGGAAAAACCCAGAGCUUAGGCCUAGUGCUGCAGAGCUACUUGGGCAUCCACAUCUUCAACCUUAUGUUCUUAAGAUCCAUCUCAAAAUCAAUAGCCCCAGUCGAAAUACAUUGCCAGGUCGUUGGCCAGAAUCCGACUACAUUAAGAAAACUAGACUUUUUAGCCUGGAAGAUGAUCCUGUUUCCAUAUAUAGGGAUAAGUGGAAUACUUUUAGCAAUGAUCGGAACUUAAAUCCUAGUAUAUCUGGAGCAGAGCAAGAUUCUCAUUGCUCUACUCUGGAAAUAGAUUGUACUCCUGAUCAUUUGAAUGAAAGGUUAGCAGAACUGGAAGUUGAGGAUAGCCGUGAAGUGAAGUCAAUUCACAAGCCAGUUGUUUCUAGAACUUCUACCAUUGGCAAGACUUCAAGACACACUUCACCAAAAGCUUCUUCUAACAAGAAGAAAUCAACAGAACCCUCUAAGAAUUAUAAGGUGCUUCCUGCUUCUCACCAUAACACCAAACAACGUAUCCAUGGUCAGAGUCGCAGAGUAUCCCUGCCGAUGGCAAGAACUGGUGCCAUUCGGCAGCUGUCUCACAGGCCUAGCAUUGGCUUACUCGACCAUUUAAAUUCACCCAAUGUUUCGGUUAACGCCCCCCGUAUUGAUAAAAUAGCAGAAUUUCCAUUAGCAUCAUAUGAAGAUCAAUUGUUUCCCAUUGCUAGACCUUCAUCAACUUCUGCGCAGGGCUCCUGGGGCACCCCGCCCUGUGUCAAUGAUUCAACAAUGGUAGACAAAUGUACAAUCGAGCUAGGUGAUAGAGCCUACACCAGGCCAAAAUCUACAGAUUCUUGGCAGGGAAUUAAGCGCAGCAUUUUAAAGAAUGAUGAGGUUAAAAGUGGCUCAUCCGAUCAAAAUGCAACUGCUGGCGCAUCAAGUAACAACUCUUCAGACCUGCGGCGUCGACAGUUUGACCCUUCUUCAUUCCAACAAAGGGCUGAAGCGUUAGAAGGCUUGCUUGAGUUUAGCGCAAGACUACUACAGCAAGAAAGGUACGACGAACUUGGAGUUUUAUUAAAACCGUUUGGGCCCGAGAAGGUUUCCCCAAGGGAAACUGCUAUUUGGUUGAGCAAGAGCUUCAAAGACAAUAGUGCCAACCGGGAACAAUCGGUGUAAAUUGCAGCAAUAUGUACCAUUUUCACGAAACCAUUCAUUCAUGUUUGUAGAGUUCGGUCUUCCCCCUUCUCACGCCCUCGCUGACAUCUAGAAGCUGAUUUUGUAGAUUACUACGUGUUUUUAGUUUCCUCACGUGUUUUACUCUACUGAAAAAUGACAACUCAAGCCUUUGAUCUCAUGAAUGAUUGAAAAAGUGGGAUAAUUUCAUGCUGUUA